This is a messenger RNA of Acaulospora morrowiae, 538 nucleotides long. The record is from the annotation of a GenBank genome assembly. NCBI's taxonomy places the organism in Eukaryota, Fungi, Glomeromycota, Glomeromycetes, Diversisporales, Acaulosporaceae.
AUGUUGCCGAACGCGCAGGUUGAAGACAUGAUAACCGUAGAGAAGCAUAUUACAUCUUCUAUCAAUGAAACAAUCACAAUAAACGCCGCUACCAUAGCAAAUAUAGAAGAUGAUAUGAUCGUGUUAUCAAGGAAAAUAGAGAAACGAAUAGCAACCUUUCAGCCUCGGACUUCGCAACUCGAUCGUGAGACUUUGGAAUCACAUCGGGAUCCAUUCAGAGGAUUUUUCACCUUAUUUUGGAUCGCGAUGGCAUUCUACAUUCUUAAAAUUGGCGUCGGGAAAUUUGAGUCAGCGGGGAUUCUAUUUGAUCCAUCUUUCUUUAGACUAUUUUCGCAUGACGCGAUUGGAUUGAUAUUAAGUGAUGCAUGUAUGGUGGGAUCAAUGUUUUUUGUGGUAUUACUGCAAAAGUUGAUUGCACUCGGCUUGAUCAGGUGGAAGUACACUGGGAUGGUCAUACAACACGCAUUUCAGAUCUCAUUUCUGUUUGUUCCUAUUUAUUGGACUUUCAAAUUGGCCCUGGGUGCAAAGUGGAUUUUUC